GCGCAAAGCCUCCUUUCUAAUGUCGGUCUGAAUCGGUUCCUAGUCAGUGUACAGCAACAUAAGCCACUGAUUUAGUAGGUCUGCAUAAUGUUCAGAGCCGUAGUUCGACUCUCAACUUCUGGAAUACGGAGUUUAGCGCGGCCACAACCCUGUCAUUCGGCUCCACUGCUGUGCCGAGGAUACUCCCAUGGCAAGGUGGAGACAGAUGAGGAGUUUGAUGCCCGCUGGGUCACGUACUUCAGCAAGCCAGACAUUGAUGCAUGGGAGCUAAAGAAAGGCAUGAAUACCCUCAUCGGUUAUGACCUGGUACCCGAAGCUAAGAUCCUGGACUCGGCUCUCCGAGCCUGCCGAAGGCUGAACGACCUGGCCAGCGCCAUCCGCAUCCUCGAGGCAGUCAAGGACAAAUCAGGCCCACACAAAGACAUCUACCCAUACCUGAUUCAGGAACUGACUCCUACUCUGGCUGAGCUAGGCAUCUCAACACCAGAGGAGCUUGGUAUUGACCGGUUAUAGACCCCGUACCUGGGUCAUUGAUGUUCAAACAGAAUCACUGUUCUUCAAAGUUAUGUCCCAGUUCCAAUGUCUACGAUGUUGACUGAAACUUCUUAUCCGGUUGUGAAUAAAUAAAUGGACCUAAUAAUAAUAAUAAAAGCAAUAUACUAUUGAAUCAAA
Molecule: messenger RNA, 672 nt
Organism: Osmerus eperlanus (European smelt)
Lineage: Eukaryota; Metazoa; Chordata; Actinopteri; Osmeriformes; Osmeridae
Product: cytochrome c oxidase subunit 5A, mitochondrial
Exons: 5
Coding region: 88-513 (141 amino acids)
Biological process (GO): mitochondrial electron transport, cytochrome c to oxygen
Cellular component (GO): mitochondrial inner membrane
Source: RefSeq, a predicted model, not a curated record